GCUAAAACCAUUGUGAGCUAUCGUGGCUUAUCUUUCAUUUUGCUAUUGUGCAUUAUGUUCUACAGAUCUAUUUUUGUAAUUCUGUUUUUACGAGCCCUGGAUACCCAACCAGUCCAGUUUCCUCCAUCAGUGAAAGUCAGUACUGGGCAAUCUGUCACUUUAAGCUGUAACAUUGUAAAUGGUCCUACUUACUGCCAAGAUAUAGAAUGGUAUAUCUUACAGCAUCCAAAAAUAUUUCGUCAUCUGAAAAGUGAUAAUAAGUCUUCUGUUCUUCGUGGAGUUGAAGAGAGAAACUGUGCUUUAACGAUCAAGGAUUUGGAAAGAAAUUACUCUGGAACUUAUUUUUGCUCUGCGUGUAAUGCUUUUCUUAGUGCAUUUGGAAAUGGAACCAAACUGAUUGUCUCAAAUGAAAAAAUGGUCAUUCCCUCUGUUACUAUUCUCACUCCAUCAGCUGAAGAGAUUGUGAUCAGAAACAAAGUGACACUCAUCUGUCUAGUGUAUGGUGCUACUUUUCAGCAGAUUAUAAUGUUCUGGAAUAUCUCUGGGAAAAUUACUUCUGGUCUAAUCGAACCUGUAGAAGGUAUAUCCAAGGCAAACUACAGUAUAAGAAACCAGCUAACUAUCCCAGCUGUUACUUGGAAUAAUGGCAAUAACUGCACUUGUGUGGUGGAAAGUGAAUCUGGUCACAUUGUAAUGGCAAGUAUAUGGAAAGGAAUAAGAAGAAAACUGUGA
This is a messenger RNA of Protopterus annectens (West African lungfish), 732 nucleotides long. Its product is annotated as immunoglobulin lambda-1 light chain-like. The record is from RefSeq and is a predicted model, not a curated record. Bases 55 to 732 code for a protein of 225 amino acids. The transcript has 4 exons. Lineage: Eukaryota; Metazoa; Chordata; Ceratodontiformes; Protopteridae.